AUGAACACUGUUGAGGCUUGGGAUACAAGGAAUUGUGACCAUAACGAGAAGGAAGGUAGUAAAGGUAUGGCGCCAUGUGCCUCAAAAACGAAGAAGUUAAACGGUCACGGAUACAAACAGUGGCUGAAAUCCCAGGGGAUGAAAGCUAAGGGAUCAGAUUUUUCUAUUGAGAAAAGGAGUGAGCCGUCACAAAGUGAAGUAAAGGGUACAGAGCCAAAUGUUCUCCACAAAGGUGAAAAUGCCACCACAGCUAACUCUGUUUCACACCCACAAGAAGAAAGGUUGGAUUUUCUUCUGAGACGGGUUAAGGAUGCUGAUUGUGCAAAAGAAAGUAAUAUCACGAACGAUUUCACUCAAGUUAAGAACAAUUUGGAGGAGAACAGUGAGAAACAGGGAAGACCAUGUAACAUGGAUAAAUCAGAGGUGAAAAAAGAACCUGAAAAUUGCAAUGCACAUAUGUCCAAGUCUACCGAACCUAAUUUUGUGGAGUACUGGGUUCCUGUCAGCCUCUCGGAGAUGCUAGAAACAGCUCCCAGAAAACGAAGGAAAGAGGAAGCAUCUGCUCAGACAAAACCAGCUCCCGAGAAACCCAGGAGAAAGGCUAGAAACACUUUGUACGAAUUCCCAACAAUAAUCAAGAGAAAGGUUAGGACUAAGCUUCGAAAUCAAGCAGAAACUAACAAAAGGAGAAAAGCAAGCUCAUGGGUCAACCUCCAAAUUCCAGUGUUGGGCAGAGCACCACCAAGUGAACACCAUUCUCUGCCACCUACUGAUGAACGAAGAACAAUCGGUUUGAGUGCUAUUCAUGAUGCUUGUGUUUCUCGUUCUUCCCUGAAUUCUGAACCUCCUCCUGCGGCUUCUCCUAUGGCACCACAAUCGGUUUGUGAAGCACUCGAGAUGGAGCUUGAAGUACUGCAAAAGGAGAAAAAUGAUCUUUUGAAGCUACACGAAGAGAAAAAACUGCAAUCGAAGAUGGCAUGCGAGAAGGAGAUUGAAGAUAUACGUAAAAAAUAUGACGUGCUGCUUCAGAAUGCCGAGGCAGCUUUACUGGAAGAGAAAGGAGUUCUUGAAGCCAAAUGCAAAAAAAUAGAAGCCCAUAAAUCUUUAGCUGAGGCAGUCAUGCAGACUGAUACUUUUGUUGGUCGAUCUGUUGCUGAAGUUACUUCAAACUGUUCGAUCGACGAGAUGUAUAAGCUAUUCGAUCAAUGGAGCAGAUCAAAGCCAGUGAGAGGACCGAGCAAAGUUGUUAAACCCUCUGAAGCUGAAGGCCCGAUUCAAGAAUCACUUCCUUCAAAACCAGAAGUUUUUCAUUCUCCUCCAAACCCAAUGACCUCGUUAGCUAGCAGCCUGCCGAUUGAACAAUCCCUCGAUACAACUAAUUUCCAGGCAUCAUUAGUUGCUGCUCGGCUUGGACCCAAUCAGCCUUUACAAGGCCCGGGUUUGAUGAGUCAGCGCUCGAGUUUAACCCCAAUGGUGCAUAUUCCUCGAACUUUGGUGGGUGGUCAGGUUAGUUCAGCGAGUUCAAUGGCUAUCAUACCCUACAAUUUCUCGGGAAACUUCCAACCAGGCUAUCGAGCACGAUCCCCGGCUCCACAUUUCAGGCACAUGUGGCGUCCUCAGCCUAUUGUGCCACCUGGACUGCCGCCUUUUCCUUGUCCCGAAAUUUUUUCGCCCGUGAGCUUACCGCCAUUAACGUCACAUGUCCCGGGUUUGCAGUCGACAUUUUCGAGCUUUUGGGCAUCUUCGCCUUUUGCCAGGUUGCCAUUCUGA
This is a messenger RNA of Striga hermonthica, 1770 nucleotides long. The record is from the annotation of a GenBank genome assembly. NCBI's taxonomy places the organism in Eukaryota, Viridiplantae, Streptophyta, Magnoliopsida, Lamiales, Orobanchaceae.